Symbiodinium sp. CCMP2592 is the source of this 975-nucleotide messenger RNA. Lineage: Eukaryota; Dinophyceae; Suessiales; Symbiodiniaceae. The record is from the annotation of a GenBank genome assembly.
AUGUUACCACGAAAGCCGGCUGACGUCCCACAAGAUAUAUGGGAACUGGAGCAGCCAUCCAUCCUGGGCAUGGCGUACGGGAGAUGUGCGGACUCUGACGAGGACUUACCGUCGUCUGCCUUUGUUGCAGCCUCAACUACCUCGUCACGUUCCCGAUCGCGCUCCCGGGAUUUGCCGACGGUCUGGAGCGACUUGUGGAAUAUUAGCCGGGCGGAAAAUGCGCUAGCCUACCAGCUCCGACUGCCUGCCGAUGGACUUCUCCCCCACACGCCGGUCUCGAGCGCUCAUGUGGUGGAACACUUGGCAUACCGUGUAUGUCGGCAAGGCUUCUGCCACUCCGAGGACUUCUGCACUAUGGCUACCCUUCUUCCAGAGCAAUCACAUGUGAAGCGACGGCAAACAACCACUUCAGACGGCGCCACAGGAGGGUUGCAGCGUGCUUUUCUUACAGGCGCUUACUCGAUAGGUGGCGGCGGUAUCCGUGGUAUUCAGACCAACACUGGUCUGUUUCCUUGGCUCACUACCUGGCUCACCUCAGUGAUUCGAGGCACUAAGAGUGAUCACCAGUUCAGCAGUUGCGCGUUUUUGGUCAACACUUUACAUUAUAUGCAUCGCGACACUGGGAACGCACCGGGCUCCACCAAUCUGCUGAUUCCAUGCAACCGCUGGAAAGGAGGCCAACUCUGGUUGGCAGACGCGGGUGGAUCGAUAAGACUGGAGGAGAAUGGGCCGCCAGGUAUACUCUUGCCGGUGGCUCGACCUUACCUCCAGCUGAAUCCGGACACUUUGCACGCUACCUACCCCUGGAGUGCUGGCGACCGAAUCCUGUUGGUGGCCUACCACGCCAGAGCAGUGGACAAAUUGCCGGAGGAGGGGCACGCUCAGCUUCGUCGUCGAGGCUUCUACUCCCUCCAGUUCGACUCUACAGACCGACACCGCACUUUGAACUACGGUGCCGGGUCGAGUGACGACUGA